Messenger RNA from Colletotrichum godetiae, 348 nucleotides. RefSeq lists its product as uncharacterized. Lineage: Eukaryota; Fungi; Ascomycota; Sordariomycetes; Glomerellales; Glomerellaceae. The transcript has a single exon. Bases 15 to 263 code for a protein of 82 amino acids. The record is from RefSeq and is a predicted model, not a curated record.
GAGGAACAAAAGUAAUGACUGGCCAAACGCCCAUUGGUCAAACCACCACCAACGACAUUUCCAUCCCUUACUACAUUGUUGAUUCCAACGAAUACGUUCCCGGGAAUACGCGAACCGUCGAUGGUCUCACAGUUGACGCAAACAAUUUCACUGCUCAAUACACUGGCUAUUUCAAGCCUAGUGUAAGUGGUGAAUGGACAAUAUGCCAAUCAGCCGAUGACGUCUCGAAUGAGCGGAGCUGCCUUCUCUUGCGGAAGUUCUAAUGACCAAGGCGAUACUGCCUUCUCAUCCGUGUACGGCGCGCCUCCUGUCUGUGUCACGCGAACUCUCCAAGCUGGUCUGCUCUAC